Molecule: messenger RNA, 880 nt
Organism: Osmerus eperlanus (European smelt)
Lineage: Eukaryota; Metazoa; Chordata; Actinopteri; Osmeriformes; Osmeridae
Product: activating signal cointegrator 1 complex subunit 3-like
Exons: 3
Coding region: 144-470 (108 amino acids)
Source: RefSeq, a predicted model, not a curated record
ACUACAUUACCCACAACCACUCUAAUACAGGUGGUGUCUGUUGACAGAGUUGACAGAGCCGGCUACGAGCUAGCUAACUUUUCUCUGUUCAAGUGUGAAAAGACAGACAUUGGAGUGCUUUAGCAUCUUAUGGACCGUAGGCAAUGUCACCUCCACGUCUCACAGGCGCUCUGCGCUCGUUCUCCAACGUCAGCAAGCAGGAGGACUUCACUGAAGAGGUCUACGACCUCAGGACCAAGCGUUUGCAGAGGCAGGAGCUGUUUUCCAGACAAGGCCUGACAUGGCAGAAGAUCGUCCAGUUCUGCACUCAGAACCUGGAGAAGGCAGAGCUGCAGGCAGCCAACCAGGAGCUGAGGAGCAUUCUACAGGCUGCCAAGCAGAUAGGUAAUCAACUCGCUGGCCUGGAACCCUCACUCGUUUACAGUACCAGGCUUGCGCUUUUCAUCAAAUUAUCAAAAGAAAAAUAUUGAUCGGAAAACGAGCAAAAUAUGAGGUCAAAGACUACGGCCUAGGAAACUGAAUAAAAAUAAAAUGAAGUUGUUAGCCAAGAUUAGCAAGAUAACACUGAAAUUGGUUUGGAUGGUAAGUCGUUGUAGCAGAUCUUAGCACGGAAAUCGGUUUGGAUGGUAAAUCGUUGUAGCAGAAUUACAUAAGAUCUCUCAGAAGACAGGUUUAUUGUUUGACUCAACCCAGAGAGGAAGGUCUAAGGGCUCAGAAUGCUGGUCUGACCUCCACCUAUAGACAGCUGACUCACACAAGGUGUCAAUGCUUCUUGUCGCCACAUUCUCCGUUGCCUGAGCAACGGCGCCACGAAGGUGUCGAUUUGACCUUGAUACCUCUAAUAAUUAGAUUAGAUGCAAAUCCCCCAGAAUUCCUCUGA